Molecule: messenger RNA, 5519 nt
Organism: Danio aesculapii
Lineage: Eukaryota; Metazoa; Chordata; Actinopteri; Cypriniformes; Danionidae
Gene: larp4aa
Product: la-related protein 4
Exons: 17
Coding region: 476-2836 (786 amino acids)
Biological process (GO): positive regulation of translation
Cellular component (GO): cytoplasmic stress granule; cytosol
Molecular function (GO): mRNA 3'-UTR binding
Source: RefSeq, a predicted model, not a curated record
GAGGGUAUCAAGAGGUCGCUGAGCAGUGUGGGACGGUGGCGGACUGUGUUAAUGUCUGCCUACUCAUUGGUAAGGUGCGUGUCCCCUGUGUCCGCUUCGGUCGCCCGUUUAGGAAUGCACCCUAUGGCACAGGCGCUUGAGUAAAUCGUGAGGAAGGCGCGUGAGGAACGAACUCGUUAUUUUCGGCGCUCGCGCUGUCAUUUUCACCCGUCGGCUGACAAACGUCGGAGCUUGCGCCGUAAUUGUCGAUGCAUUGAUAGCUAGCUAGCCAGCUAGUUAGCAGGAGAACUAGCCCAUUCUGAGGCUAGCCAGCUUUCAUCACCGAGCGCUCAAUAAGUUCAGCUUCUCCAACCGGACCGCCUGCUGUCUGCGGAUCUAUUCUGGUGUAUUAGCGAAGUACUCGAUCAGCAGAAAGGGUGCGCCGAGGGGGGCAGAGGGAGAGCACGACGGAGGCGCGGUGAGCCAGGAGCGGCCGAUGAGUUCAGACCAGGGCGGAGAGCCGCAGCUGCAGGAGGAGGCUGAGCCGGGACCCAAAACCCGUGGGGAGGACGAGAUCGCACCCGGGACCGGGGGAGACUCAGGCGUCAUGGUCACUGCUAAAGGAGCUGGUCUGAACCCUAAUGCCAAGGUGUGGCAGGAGAUUCCUGCGACACAAACUGAAGCUCCUGUUGAUGGCACUGUGGCCUCCCCCUGGUCUCAGAACAGUACGGCUGAAGAUACCGCUGUAGGGAAACUGUACACCCCGGGCUUCUCCGCUCUUGAGGACAACAGCACUUCUGCUACUGUAGUAGGUGUGGUGAACGGUAUGGAUCCCCCUGACCAAAGCUUCCCAGUUUGUGAGCGCAUUACAGCAGCUAAUGUGGAUUCUAAGCUCCCCGAGGAACAGCCUGUCUCUGAAGAGUCUUUGCGUGAGUCUCUCAAGAAAGAAUUGGAGUUUUGUUUCUCCAGGGAAAACUUAUCAAAGGAUCUUUACCUAAUAUCUCAAAUGGACAGUGACCAGUUCGUCCCCAUUUGGACUAUUGCCAGCAUGGAAGGAAUCAAGGUCCUUACAACUGAUAUGGACCUCAUUUUGGAUGUCCUGAAAUCAUCUCCUAUGGUUCAAGUUGACGAAAAAGGGGAAAAAGUGCGGCCAAAUCACAAGCGUUGCAUCAUCAUUCUGCGAGAAGUCCCUGAAACAACACCUGUUGAGGAAGUGGAAGCCUUGUUUAAGAAUGACAACUGUCCAAAAGUAAUAAGCGUGGAGUUUGCACACAACAACAACUGGUACAUUACAUUCCAAUCGGAUACAGAUGCUCAACAGGCAUACAGAUAUUUAAGGGAAGAAGUCAAGACAUUUCAGGGAAAACCAAUCAUGGCCAGAAUAAAAGCCAUCAACACAUUCUUUGCGAAGAAUGGCUACCGCAGCCUGGACUGCAGUGUGUAUCCUCAGCAAUCACACACUCCACCCCAGUACAACUCUCCGCUGUUCAUGCAGCCUGUUUACAGCCCUCAGCAGCAGUACCCACUCUACGGCAUUGUACCGCCUACUUGGACGCCGUCUCCUACUCCAUACUUUGAGACUCCCCUGGCACCUUUCCCUAACAGUGGUUUCAAUGGAUUUAGCUCACCUGGACACUACAAAUCUGGCUCAAAUUCCCUCAACCUUAGCCGUCCCUUCAGCAGGAACCGUGUUCCACUCUAUUCCAGAAAGAAUGUAAUAAAUGCCUUCAGGAACCAUGUGAAGCCUCAGACGAGGACUAACGAUGGACUGUCUUCCACUGUGUCCCCGGUGGCUCUGGUGGAUGGACUGUCUGGCCUGCACAGUCCCCAGCCUCCCUCCAGCGCUGGACCCGUGCUGUCAUCCGCUGACCUCAACUCCUCUUUUCCACAUCUAGCUUCCAAUGAGCCAACCGAUGAUGGCACCAUGGCGGGACGAGGAAGGAGAACGACAUACAGAGGCACUCGAAGGCGGCGAGAUGAUGACCGCACAACAAGACCAAUUCCUCUCUCUCAAGUGAAGGUACCGCCCCCUAAGUUUGACCUGGCUGCCUCCAACUUCCCUCCGCUGCCAGGCUGCUCUGCCAGUCCGCAGGGGGAGCCUGUGCUGGAGAACCGCCUCUCCGAUGUUGUACGGGGCCUGAACAGGGAAAAGCAGCAGGAUUCAAACAAAGAGUCCACUGUGAGUCCCACAGGCCCAUCCUCAGAGGAGACCGUCUCCAAGCCCAUCCAACCUGUAGCCAAGAUGAAUGCUCACGUCCCUGAUACCGUCACCCCCAGCUCCAACCACCUGGAGAAGAAACCGGAGAAGGUGGAGCCUCCAGUCUAUAAAGAGCCGCCUGUGACCUCUGCCCCCAUCGCAGCCGUUCAGCCCGCCCCUGCCCCAACAGCACCUGGUCCUAAGCUUCAGCCCAGCUCCGCCCUGCCUGCAGCCCCCCAAUCUAACACUGCCCCCUCCAGUACCCCGGCGCUGGAACCUCGCAAGCUCAGUUACGCUGAAGUAUGUCAGCGACCACCUAAAGAUCCCCCUCCUCCAGCAUCCUCUUCCAGCCCCAACAAUGCAAGCGCACAGCCUCUGAGAGAGCUGCGUGUCAACAAGGUGGAGGAGCAGGCCUCCAGUCCCGCAAGCAAACAGGAACGGCCUCAGGAAUCGGGGGGAAACUGCAAGGCCAGGGAGGGCCGGCCGGCCCGUGACUCCCAGAGCUUCUCGCGCAGCAACGGACCCCCCAGAAGCAGUACAGGGGGGUUCAAGCUGCGAGAGCAGCAGAGACGCCCUCCCUUCAGCCAUCGCGGUUCCCCCCAGGGAGGUUCCAGACACACUGGAAAAGAGCAGAACAUCCCACCCAUAUCGCCAAAGUAAAGACUCUCAACAGAAAUCCUUAAUGUAUGAAUAUUUACACACACACACACAUAUAUAUAAGAUAUAUAUGUAAAUAUAUAUAAAUAUAUAUAUAUAAAGAGAUGAAAUAUGAUAUAAAGUCAAAAUUUAAAAAGGUAUUCACCUCUCCUGCCUGGAGCGCUUCCAGAGGAAAAGUCUCAUGAAGUGACAAUGCACAGACUGGGGUUUCCAGGCAAACGGGCAUCAGAAAUUGGAAGCAUUUGUUGCUUGCUGAAGGACACCAUCAAAUAGGAAAAAUAAGAAAAAACAAAACAUUUCAUGCUUCUAACUUGACAAUGUCCCUUCAGAAUGUAAAUCCAUGUGAGUUUUUUGUUUGGUUUUUGAGUACGGCCUCUCUUAGCUCUAUUAGGGAGAGGUGGAGAAAGCGGGCGGUCUGAUGGCCCUAAUGGUGGUCUGCAAAGAGCAUAUGCACUAAGAAAAGGAACAUGCAUAAACGAUGUCAUGUACCUAUACAAAGAUAUCACUUUGACAUGCAAUGAUUCAUCUUUUUUUUUCUUUUCUUUGCGUUUGGGUUGCUUCAUUUGCAGUCACGGCACACUGGGCGCUCGACUCCCGGAGUGGUUUGACCAUGUAAAUGAACCUUUUGUGUGGAAGGAUGUGGUUUGCUGUAGAGUUGACUCAUCGGGGAACUAGUUCCCAUGUAGAAUACGCGACGCGUGCUUGAGAGUGGAAUAUUUCGCUAAGUAUCUUUAGGGCUGAUUUUGGUCUGGAGUUUUGCAUUAGUUUGUGUGACAUACUGUAGCUCGUGAUUAAUCUGUAACGGGCGCUCGGAUUUACUUACGAUCAAUUAUGGAGCCUUGUUAAUGAUUCAAAUAUAUAGCCUACUGUCAUGAAGUCAAAGCCUGCCAAUUAUGAUGCUGUUAUGUCACUGAUUUGCUGAUGGGUGAUUUCUCUUUUCUUUUUUUUUCUUUCUUUUUUAAUUUUUCUGUGUGAUUUUUGUCAUUGUUUUUGUAGUUAGUUUGAGUAACCAACAGCCUGUGAAUUAUAACUGUAACAGUCAGGUACAUAGGCACUCAUCAACUUUGUGUCAUCUCAGAUUUGUCCACUAUUUUUUUUGUUUGUUUAUUAUGUGCAUUCUUCUUCCUGGGCUGAUUCUGAGCAUGCUCAAAAUAUCCUGAUAAUCAGUCAGGCUCUUGACUGUGUUUACAACAAGAUGGUGGAGGUUUGGGCAAACACAAGGCAGUGUCAAGAAUUACGAUCGCUUUGUAGAUCGGUUCUUAUUUCGAGGGUUUCUUUUAAUAAUCAAUACGUUCGGGGUUGGAUGGAGCUGUUGGUCAUGAUGCUAUGUAGGUUAAGCAGAUCUACGGUUUAGUUUCUAUCUAUAACUGUUGAAAUGAUAAGACAUGCUUGCCACUGUUAUAUGAAAUCAGUCGUUUUUUUAAUUAAUCGUCACCACUUUUUGCAUUUCACUGGAAGAAAUCAUGAAUUUUCCAGUCAUUCGGAAACUAAUUUGUGCAAAUUUAAUGCCCAGAGUGGGUUUUCUGACUCAGGGUGACAUAUUUCAUCUCAUUCCAGUCACUUCAAUCUGUUUCUGAUCUCACAUUUUACAUCGACUUCCAAUUUGGCAAAGCUUAAAUGCUGUCUUCACCAGACUCUGAUUAUUUCAUGCUGUUUUAUAGAUGACAGAGAUCAAAUUCAAAGGAGAAUUGAAUGUUAUAUGUUUGGUAUCCCCUGAAUGUGUCCUCCAUUAAUUGUAAUUCAACCUCCUAAUUUAAAAUUGGACAUUUUUCCCCUGUGAGCGUUUUGACUGUUGGAUGAUAAAUGGCAAUAUCUGUGCAAAAUCCUCUCGUGAAGAUCGCAGCAAGGUUUCUUAUAGCUUUGCCAUGGUAAUGUGAGUAUCGUCAUUGCUACGCCAAUGCCAGCGUGUGUGUUUAUUUUGAUAGGAUGGCAUGUGUGUGGGUAAUUAGAAAUUGGAAGUUGCUUUUGUAGAUGGUACCUGAUAGGGACUAAAGUGGGGAAUAUAAAUAGCAGGGAUGCGUUCACUACAAAAAAAAAGAUGAGAAAAAAACUGCUGUGGUGAAUUGGUGCUGUUAUUUGAACGUUUAAUCAAGAGGAUUCAGUAUUGCUGUUCAAUUCAUUGUAAAGUAUUGCUUUUUAAAAAUCAAUUUUUAAUUUAUUUUAAUUUUGCUGCAUAUAUUAAAGCACCCCCCCCCAUACCCCCACGUCCCUUGUAAGUUUGUUAUCAUGACUAUGUACAAAAGGACAUUGGGAGAAUCACAGAUUUAACAUAUUUGUAUAUUUUUUUGAGAUUUCAGCAGAGAAAAUACUUGAUGCAUUUACUAGAGGCUUAGUAAUGCGGUAAAUAACAAAUCACUGGGGCUUUUUUUUCUUGUUUUCAUUAAUGAAUAUGAGCAGCUAGUGGUUUAGGAUAAUGAAAUGCACUAACUUGUUAAACAAAUCUUAUUAUGUAAUGUGAAAUUAUACUAGGAGCAUAAGGUAAUGAUAUUGAUGUUGACAGGCUUGCAAAAUUAUUCAGAAAAUAGCAAAUUUCUCUUUAAUGUUUGGGUUAUUACUGUUAAUUGAUUUAGGGGUUGGUGUGGCAAAGGGAAGAAUUAUAUAACAAUGGAUUGAAGUGAGACACUAAAUUCUAGCUGUCUGCAUAAAAUGUCACAAAAAGAAAAUAAAUUAUUUUGUUUUGGCCUUA